This is a messenger RNA of Musca domestica (house fly), 2216 nucleotides long. Its product is annotated as epidermal growth factor receptor kinase substrate 8. The transcript has 6 exons. Lineage: Eukaryota; Metazoa; Arthropoda; Insecta; Diptera; Muscidae. The coding region runs from base 178 to 1929 and encodes 583 amino acids. Gene Ontology annotation, molecular function: actin binding. The record is from RefSeq and is a predicted model, not a curated record. Gene Ontology annotation, cellular component: plasma membrane. Gene Ontology annotation, biological process: regulation of Rho protein signal transduction; Rho protein signal transduction.
UACUUUUCUAUAUUUGACGCUACGCACGCGUUAUGUUACAUUACAAUAUGUUAGUUACUUGGCUUAAAACGCAUUACCUGCUUUCGUACGGUUUCUGUUCACUUCCUAACGGGUUUCCAUUUAUUGGUAGUGAAGAAUUUUUCAGCAAGUGCAAUUGACGGACUCAAUAUAAUCACGAUGUCACAUUUUCGGCAUAACGAGGGGGAUGUUGCAAGACAAAGCAGCAGCAAAGAAAUGGAGGAUGGCCAAAGACCACACCACAGUGGUAGAUACCAAGAAAAUCCCAGUCAUAUUAUGGAACAUUUAGCCACGUUUACAGUGAACGAAGACGCUGGAAUUGUCACUCCGAUUGAUGGAAUGCGACGACUUCUACAAAUGGAAAAGAACACAGGUAUAUGGUCGCAAAAAAUGAAGUUGUGUUUGGACAAAAACAGUGUGCUCAUAACUGAUUUUGAGACGGGGGAAUUAAUCGAAAGAUUCCCAUAUUACUUGAUAGAGAGUCCAACGGCAUUUACAUCGGACGAUGUACUGGAGUUGUAUAACAAUGUUCUAGUUUUUAUUGUCUCGGCCGGAGAUGGAGUUCAGUCAGAGAUGCAUAUAUUCCAAUCUCAGAGCAUAUCGGCGGUGCAUUUAGUUGAAGAUAUUAAAUAUCUUCUGAAUAACAGCUCUGGUCGUACAGACUCACCAACGACAUACUCUAAUCAGGCCAUAAGUUUAAGAAAGACCGAAGAAUCUGAUUUCUACAAAAAUACACGAGAACUUUAUAGUGCCAACGUUGGCGCAAACGCUGAAUCUCGAAUGUUUGAGGACAUCGUAAGUGAGAAGUAUGAGCGGGAAGUCAAUCUUUUAAAUAGUUGCUUUGAUGAUAUUGAGAAAUUUAUUGCUCGACUGCAACACACUGCAGCUGCUGUACGGGAGAUAGAGAGGAGGAAAUACAAGAAACGUGAAAUUGGCGAUGGCCUUUUGAACUUGCAUACACGCCCUCCUUCCGAACAAGAAUUCGUCGACAUUUUGGCGAAAUUCAAGUUGUCUUUCAAUUUGCUGUCGAAACUUAAAUCUCAUAUUCAUGACCCCAAUGCUCCGGAACUGGUUCAUUUUCUUUUUACACCUCUUGCGUUGAUCGUUGAGGCUGCGCGUGAUACCUAUGCUGAGUCCCAAAUUGCUUCGAACGUAAUUGAGCCACUGCUAACCAGCGACACAAUACAAUUCUUAAUGAACUGUGUCAGUAGCAAAGAAACGGAACUGUGGAAGUCACUAGGUGCAUCCUGGAUAACUCCAGCUGAACAAUGGUGUGAAAGGGAAGAUAUGAGUAACAUUAGAGGCUAUAAUAGACCAUCUCAUAAUAUGGGCGGCAAUGAGUUUCCCUUGCCACGGCCAGACCAAUAUGGGCUGGCAGAUGAACAGCAAAUCGAUUAUAGCCAUUUACCAGGAACAUCAACGUCACGUCUCAAUAUGUUAUCUGGCUACAAAUACAAAAACAAAAUGUCAGAGCAAAGAAACUUUGAUCCAUCCAUUGGUGAGGAGAUCGAAGUCAACCAAGUUCAAGACGUUAUGCGAUCACAGGAGCAAGUGCUAGGAGGAAUGCAAAUCCAAAAUAUUCCCGGAGAAGAUAUGAGUGACAAUGCACCACACUCUUCGAGUCAACAUUUAGGAAAAUUCAAAGCUCGACAUUCACCGAUGGAAAUGGAUACACUGAAUGAAAAGUGGCUAAACCAACUCCGUAUGAAGGGAUCAAAAGUAGUUGUUGUGUGUUAUCCGCGCAUUGCAAACAACGACAAAGAAUUGAGUGUUGUCAAAGGAGAAUAUUUAGAGAUUAUUGAUGACUCGAGGAAAUGGUGGAAGGUUCGAAAUGUAAACGGUAAUGUAGGUCAUAUACCCAGUACAAUUGUGGCCCCGGUUUAUGUUUCGUCUUCGUCUCACAAGAAUUGAGUUGAUGUGACCGGAAACAAAAAAAAAAAAAAAAUUGUCAUUCGAAAUAUUGUUAUUAACAAAUAGUUUUUUGAUAUAUGUAUGUAUCUAAUAUCAUUAUAAUUGUAGGAUGUACAGUGCCAAAAAGAGGUUAUUGGCACUGUUACUUUAAAAAGAAACGAUGAAUUUUAUAAAAAGACAAGACAUAUACAAUGUAUUUUAAUAUAAACAUAUUUACACACAUUUAAUAUUCAAUAUAUUAAUAAAUAAACUUUAAAUCCAAAACUAACAUUUAUAAGAAAAACAAA